Molecule: messenger RNA, 3289 nt
Organism: Phlebotomus argentipes
Lineage: Eukaryota; Metazoa; Arthropoda; Insecta; Diptera; Psychodidae
Gene: dgo
Product: ankyrin repeat domain-containing protein 6
Exons: 5
Coding region: 118-3171 (1017 amino acids)
Molecular function (GO): protein binding
Source: RefSeq, a predicted model, not a curated record
GAGAGAACGAGAGCAAGUUCGUGUUGCCUACACACUCUGUGCGUCUCGGGAUUAAUUCGACGCAUUCUUCAGCGCCCAUCGUUUGGAGUCUAACCUGUCUUAUGUAGGACACCAGAAAUGCAGAAUGGGUCUUCACGAGGGCCUCGGGAGGAUCGACUUCUUCCCAACAGCAAGACACAGAUGGACUCGGGGCGGACGGCCUUGCACGAUGCGGCCUGUGCUGGGGAUGAGAAGGCUCUAGAGGCUCUCUUGGUGUCCGGCGCGGACAGGAAUGCCAAGGAUUCGCGCCAUGGCAACACGGCACUGCACGAGGCGGCGUGGCGAGGAUACAGUCGGUGCGUGAAGGCGCUGUGCGCCCUGCCAAAGCUCAAGACACCCAAAGAGUCCAGUCGACAGGUGAAGGGUGUGAUUCAGGAGACGCGCGGCGCCCUGCACAGCGCCCUGCUGGGCACGCGAAACUUUGGCGGCUUCUCGGCUCUCCAUCUCGCCGCCCAGAAUGGCCACAAUCAGAGCUGCAGAGAGAUUCUGCUCUCGGGCGGCAAUGCCGAUGUGCAGAACAACUACGGUGACACGCCGCUCCACACAGCUUGUCGCUAUGGCCAUGCUGGAGCCACGCGGAUCCUCUUGUCGGCCAAAUGCGAUCUGCAGCGCGUGAAUCUGAACGGUGACACGGCUCUGCACAUCUCUUGCGCCAUGGGCAGGCGAAAACUCACGCGAAUCCUCAUGGAAGCGGGUUGCAAGCAGGACCAGAAGAACGGUCAGCACGAGACGCCGCGAGAUAUUGUACUGCGAAAGGGUCUGUCUGAGAUUCUGGACAUUCUCAAUGCGCCGCCGAAGAAGACGGAGCGCGACCAGAGCUCGGGCAGCUCGAAGAAGGAGCCCAAGCGGGAGAAGAGUCGCGAGAAGGUGAAGAAGGGUGAUCGCGUGGAUGCACAGCAGCCGGAUCCAAAGCACUGGUCACCGUAUGGAUGUCACUACUUCCCGGAUCCGCGCUCCUUUCCGUCGCCAAAGCUGGAGACGCUGCCCAAGGAGCCGCUGGCGAAGGGCGAGCAGUACUAUCUGGAUUUGGCGGGAAACAUCCGAAAGGGGCCGAUUGGGGUGGGGAACACGUGCUACUGUGGGCCCUUCUUCAGGCACAUCGAGGAGAAGAUCACGAAGAAUCGCAAGAGCAUCAGGAAGUAUGUGGACAGGGCGACUGAGAAGUUGGACAGCAAAGUGACGGCGCUGGCGAUGCGCACGGAGGAUCAGAUUGGCGAGCUGACGCGUUCGAUGAUCGCGGACAGGAUUCGGUGUGAGGGCAGGCGACUGCAUCUGGAGCAGUGGCUGAAGAGAGGCGCUGUGGGGCGCUCCACCAUGAAUGAGAGGCAUCACACGAGUAAGUCGCGCAAGGACGAGGCGAACAACACGCUGACGCGCUGUCGGAGUCUCGAGCUGCUGGACGACACUGUGGAUGGGCGGCUGAAGUCUUCGCAGAGUGCUCUGAGUCGCAGUGUGGAUUUGCUGGACACACAAGUGGAAGUGCACAGAAGCGAUGUGGCCAGCAGUGUGGCGACGAAGGAGGCGUCCAGGCGCUCCAGCAAUCACAGCUGCUCCACGAGCAAGAAUGAGGGUGCCGAGGCGAUGAAUGUGAGCGAGAGACUGGAGGAAUUGCUGACGAAGACGCACGAGAUUAUCGAGAUGGAGCGCGCGACGAGGCGACGGAACAGGGAGCUGAUGAAGAUGUUCCCGCACUCCAGGAAGAAAUCACGCAUGCGAAUGGGCACAAGUGGUGAUCUGGAUGAUUCGCAGUACAUUGCCGAGGAGAUGGAGAAGAUCACGGCGUCGCUGAUGAAUCAAAUGAUGGAGAAGGAGGAGGCGGAAGUGGCGCCAGUGUCACCGGAGAUUGCCAAAGAGGUGCAGCAUGGGAAGGAGAAGGACGCCGCCACACGCUCGAGGAGUCGCAUGAGUGACUCUGGCAGCAGUGUUUAUGUACCUGAUUUCAACCAGCGCGUUCGUCACCCUGGAUCUCCGGGAGAUAAGCAAACGCCACCGCCACCGAUGGUGAAUGGUUUCUACGAGAAUGCCUGCUUUGAGGAUCACAACACAUCAUCCAGCAACACGAUUAAGUCGGACAAGAAUACACUGACGGACGAUUCGCUGGCGCAGAGUGCGGACAAGGUGUCGAUUGAGGUGUCAGGAUCAGUGUCUGAGGAGAAGGCGGACGAAAUGGUGUCGGAGUUGACGAAUAUGAAGGAGUUGCACGAGUUGAAGAGCAGGAUUCUGAAUGGAUCACACUGGAGGAGUCAGGUGCUGCGGAAGAGCGCCCAUGAUCAUAAUCGCCAGGAGUCUGAGCAGACGGAUGCGGUGGCGCAAGUGGAGAACAGCAUGCCGACGAAGUAUGAGAUCAAGAACAGCGAGAUUAAGACACUGAAGACGCAGCCCAAAAGCAAAGUGCACGAACUGGUGGCGAAAAUCCAGGGAAAGAUGACACGAUUGAAGGCUCAGCAGGUCAAGGAGGAAGAGUCAGAGAGCAGCGACGAAGACAGUGCGGAUCCUCAGGAGGAAGACGUGGCGCCGCAGAGUCAUGACUCUUACUAUCCCACGAACCAGAUGAACGGCUACACGCAGCACAUCGAGGAGUCCCUGCUGCCCUUGACUUACCAUCGCGCGCAGCCUCAAGUGGCCAACUAUCGAUCGGGCUUGAGUCACAGCAGUCAGGCGAACGGAUGUCUGCCCAAUGGCCAGACCACGUGGAUGGCCAACGGUCAGGCUUUCGAUCGCUCCGCCCUGAUCCCCAAGGAUGCCUACUUCCAUGAUCUGCCGCACAAGAAUCGCUACAAUCCGCCGGCAGACGAGAUGAUCACCAGCUUCUGCGACUCGCGCAACCGAAACCCGCUGCCCUAUCAUGUGAACGACUUCCUCGUGCAGCCCGAGUACGAUCAGCCGGUGAUUCCGCAGCGCGAGAAGCUGCUGUCGGCCAGGAAGUUUGGCUACACGAAUCUGGUGGAGAUGGAGCAGCAGAUGAUGGAGCAGGCGCAGCUGGAGCGCGAGAUGAACAAUGACUCGGGCUACAGCACGAAGAUCUGCGGCAGCUCGCACGGCCCGAGCCCCAGUCUCUCUGGUCAGACGGACAGCGAUCUGGGCGGCACGCGUGGCCGGCCGUACAACGUGGGAGCGUCGAGUUUGGUGUAAUUGGCACGAAUCACCCUGCACUAAUUUAAUCCUCACAUUAAUCAUCAUGUACAUUUGUCCACCAGCGACUUGUUGAUAAUGCACGGUUUCUAUGUAAAGCAAUUAAUAAAUUUUUUUU